ACCGUUUGUAUUAUGUGGAGGUGCCUGUCCUUGUUGGGGGCCUCUCCUUUCCCUGCCAGUACCGACCUGGGUGCCCACACUCAGUGUGUGUUGUGUUUGUGAGGCUGUGUAUUGCAUUGUGCCGCAGGGUGUCCUCUGGUGUUCCGUGUGGGGUUGUUGCAGGCCUCUCAGCUGUGCCCGUGGGUCCCAUCUGCUGAGUCAUGUGACACGUGGUGUUUGUCAAAGGCGGUGUGGGGCAGUGUGGUGUGGAUGUGUUUAGUGUCGCUGUGUCUUUGCGUAUUUCCCUGUGCGUGCUGCAUUUGUGUGGUCGUGCGUGGUGCAGUAGAUGGAGGGCAGGGCCACGUGUUAGCUGCCAUACACGGUGCCUGGAUGUGGCUUGUCCGUCAGAGGCAGUGGUACAUGUUUUCCUCUGCACACAUUGCAUUUGGGCCCUGGGGUGCAUGGAGCCUGUGCCCCCUUCCCAGGGGCACGAUUCUGGGUUGUGUCCUCUGUGAUGUCUUACGCUGGGCCCGUGCUGUUAGGGAUUCUGUGUGUCGCUGUACAGUGUAAGUCUCUGCCUGCGUCCAUUCACACUGCUCUCCGAUUACACACUAGAAUGGCACAUGGAUGGGGGCACACUGUGUGCGCUGUGAACCAGCCUCCGAGCAUCCGUGUGAGUCGCCAUGUGCAUGACGUGUGUCCGUGUGCAGUUUUCCAUGUGCUGGGUGAUGGGGACUGCCAUGGGGUGUCCCUAAGUGUUGUGUGUCUGCACGUGUUGGAUAUCAUGCCCCAGGUAUGUCAUGCGUGGGACUCUGAGAGUGCACUGUUAACACCGAUAUGUGUGUGUGUGGCGUUUGGGCACCGCUAUGUCAACACAAUCUAUGUGUUUGCGGAACACUUGCUCUAUGUUGUGCUUGUGUAGCUUAUGUGUGUGCACCAAGUAUGUGGUGUCUGGGUGUGGCUGGGAGUGUGUCAGGCAAUGCCCAUUUUGAUCGCAGUGUCUGUGCCUGUGUGUAGACAAUAUUUGGGUGGCUGUGUGUGCCAUGGGGCGCUGUCUGCUUCCGCACUGAGUGCCGGAGUGUGUCACACCAUGUAUGUGGUGUCUGGGUGUGGCUGUGGGUUUCAGAACUUGUUGGGAAUUGUGAGUCACUUGGUGUAGGUUGUGUUGUGUGGCCAUGUGUGUUCAGUUCUGUCUCUGACCACGCUGGGUGUGCUGGUGUCACAUGGUGCCUGGGCGUGGCUAGAUGUAGGUGUGUGUUACACAGUGCAGGCCGCUGUGUGUGACCAUUGGGUCAGUGUGCCUUCAUCCACGAGGAUGCACGAAUCUUCCUUGCUCUGCUCCAAGACACACUCCAGCCCUUCCUUAGUCUGAGAAGCGGGGUUGGGGAGCCUCCCCUCUGCCCAAGGGCCUCCCGGCCCCUCCCUGCCCUGCCCAGCAGACACCACCCCCAGAGGGCACCGGCUCCCUGUGCCUCAAAGCGAGAGCCCCAGAGCAACUGAGCGUAGCAGGCUGAGGACCUGCAAGCCACAGUGGCUGCCCUUUGUGUGCUGCGAGGUGGGGGACCCUGGGCAGGAAGCUGGCUGAGUCCCAAGACCCAGGGGGCCAUGGGCGGGGAGCUGGUGCCUGGCCUGGGAGCCCUUCGGCGGCGAAAGCGCCUGCUGGAGCAGGAGAAGUGGCUGGCCUGCUGGGCACUGACACUGGCGGGAAUUGGCAUCGGGCUCAUGGUGCUACACGCGGAGAUGCUGUGGUUCGGAGGGUGCACGUGGGCGUCCUACCUGUUCCUGGUUAAGUGCACCAUCAGCAUCUCCACCUUCUUGCUCCUUUGUUUCAUCUUGGCCUUCCAUGCCAAAGAGGUCCAGCUGUUCAUGACGAGGCAGUCUGUUAAUGCCACCGGCCACCUUUCGGACACUCUGUGGCUGAUCCCCAUCACAUUCCUGACCAUCGGGUACGGGGACGUGGUGCCCGGCACCAUGUGGGGCAAGAUUGUUUGCCUCUGCACCGGAGUCAUGGGAGUCUGCUGCACAGCCCUGCUGGUGGCGGUGGUGGCUCGGAAGCUGGAGUUUAAUAAGGCAGAGAAGCAUGUGCACAACUUCAUGAUGGACAUCCAGUAUGCCAAAGAGAUGAAGGAGUCAGCUGCCCGAGUGCUACAAGAGGCCUGGAUGUUCUACAAACAUACACGCAGGAAGGACUCUGGAGCUGCCCGCAGGCAUCAGCGCAAGCUGCUGGCUGCUAUCAACACGUUCCGCCAGGUGCGGCUGAAACACCGAAAGCUCCGGGAACAAGUGAACUCCAUGGUGGACAUCUCCAAGAUGCACAUGAUCCUGUGUGACCUGCAGCUGGGCCUGAGCAGCUCCCAUCAGGCCCUGGAGAAGCGCAUCGACACCCUGGCAGGAAAGCUGGACACGCUGACGGAGCUGCUCAGCACUGCCCUGAAGCAGCUGCCGGAGCCCAGCCAGGAGGCCACAUAGCUGGACCCAUGGAGGAAGAAGCAGGCUACUUUCCCCAGGACUGAGGUCGAGGACAUGCGCUCUUCCACUCCUGACCCAGCCCUAUGACUAAAACACCUCAAAUGCAAGGACCCAGGGGCCCCACCUUGGGCUGGGUUGACUCACUGAAGCUGCUGGAGGCGACACUGGCUGUAGGAGGGAGGCCGUGGCCCAUCCCUGAGGCCCCAGAUGGGAAAAUGGUCACCACUACCCCACAUACCCUCCACAAAAACAUCCUCACUGUGCUGCUACAGCUGGCCCCCAGCUUCUGUAGAAGUGGAGGUGCCUGCGGCCCAGAGUCCAGGAUCCUGGGGAGCCUCAGUUACCCGCUGGUCGGCAGAGCUGAAGGAGCCAGGCCUGAAGCUGGGACAAGGCAGGAGGUGGCGCCCCCUGGCGGGAGAGCAGGAGGACACUAUUUUUCUAGAGCUGCAGAGAAUAUGGUGGGAGAGGAGGUGGAGGGGGUGAAGGGGUUCACCAGUCUCUGUUCUUAUACUUUGUAAUAAAUUUUAAACAAAGA
Molecule: messenger RNA, 2983 nt
Organism: Myotis davidii
Lineage: Eukaryota; Metazoa; Chordata; Mammalia; Chiroptera; Vespertilionidae
Gene: KCNN4
Product: potassium calcium-activated channel subfamily N member 4
Exons: 9
Coding region: 1585-2448 (287 amino acids)
Biological process (GO): potassium ion transmembrane transport
Cellular component (GO): neuronal cell body; neuron projection; plasma membrane
Molecular function (GO): intermediate conductance calcium-activated potassium channel activity; small conductance calcium-activated potassium channel activity; calmodulin binding
Source: RefSeq, a predicted model, not a curated record